AUGAUUGCUGCGGGAUACCGCAUUACUAUGGAUACUGAUGCUGACAAUGCCUUUAUUGUGCAUUGUGAUGGAAACAGAAAGAUGCGAUUUGUUACUCAUAAGGGUGUGUAUGUGUUGGAGCAACUUGGAGCAAAUGUCGAACCAGGUGCCAAAGAGACAAGUGCAAUGUACCGUCGCCAGUUAAGCAACUUAAAUAAUCAACCCCAUUUCGAACUUUCUUCAAACAAACAGAAUGGAUAUGCUGGACUCGAGAUGACCUCCAAGAUGGCAACCGUUCGAAAGAACAAAGAAGGAUUCACUCCAAGACAAGUCAAGGCUGCGAUGGAAGCGAGAAGUGCCCAAAUUUGUUAA
This is a messenger RNA of Cylindrotheca closterium, 351 nucleotides long. The record is from the annotation of a GenBank genome assembly. Lineage: Eukaryota; Bacillariophyta; Bacillariophyceae; Bacillariales; Bacillariaceae.